CCCACUCCCUGUGUAAAUCUAUGCCAUUUCCAUUUGGCUCUUGUUCUCAGUCCUCACGCACAGUGCUACAGUGAAGUAAAGAACUCCACCAGGACCAAGCUGACCAUAUAUACUUUUUUCAAAAAGUCAUCCGGCCGAGUCAUCGUAGCCCAGUUGCGUUUUAUCUCAACAGAAGCAGCGCAUAGAAGAGCAGGAAACCUGUGAGGCACCAUGCAAAAGAGCACGAAGGUGAAGAUCACAUUUGUAAUCAUCCUGGUAGGCAUAGUGUGCAUGUUCACGGCCGUGGUGUCGGAUCACUGGGCUGUGUUAAGCCACCAGGUGGAGAGGGUAAACAGUACUUGUGAGGCAGCCCAUUUCGGAUUGUGGAGGCUCUGCAAGAAGAAUAUUUACAUCGAGGAUCCAGAGGCCAUGGAGACAGGAUGUGGACCGCUCAGCCUGCCGGGAGAGAUCAACUGCUCCUACUUCAGACACUUCACUCCUGGAGAAAACUCUGAGAUAUUUGAGGUUAAAACACAGAGAGAGUACAACAUCUCAGCAGCAGCCAUUGCUGUUUUCAGCCUGGCCUUCAUUAUUCUGGGAACGCUGUGCCUUCUGGGAUCUCUAAGGAAAGGCAAGGACUAUCUCCACAAACCUGCUGGAAUGUUUUAUGCAUUUGCUGGUAUAUGUGCCAUCAUUUCUGUGGAGGUGAUGAGGCAGUCAGUAAAGAGGAUGAUUGACAGUGAGGACACCAUCUGGAUUAAAUACUACUACUCCUGGUCCUUCGCUUGCGCCUGCACGGCUUUCGUCUUCCUUUUCUUCAGCGGGAUUGCACUUCUUAUUCUCUCCAUGCCCCAAAUGCCUAAGAACCCAUGGGAGACCUGCAUGGACGCUGAGCCUGAACAGAUUGAAUGAAUCCAGUCCAUGUUAAAGCGUCAUUGUUCUAAUUGUUCAAUAAAAUUGCUGCAUGGAAACACGGGGCUCAAACAAGCACCACUGGGACACCCGUGUCUUGUUAUUAUAUUGUGUAACCGGGGCGUAGCUUUGGGUUUGAACCUCCCUGAAAUAUUGUAGUACAGUUCCAUUUUAUCAUGCAUAAUGACAUCAGGUUAACUUUUUGGAACGUAUUUAACGUUCUUAAUGUUUUACGCUGUAAAAGUGCAUGAUAAUGUGAAAAGGUCUACAUAUUUAACGUCAAAUGUACACAGUUUGGUUUGGUUUAAUCACAUUUUAUUGGCUACCAGCUGCUAAACAAGCUUUACUGAAUCUGAUGUCAGACAAAUUUCCCGUUUGUGUUUGAAAGCUAACAAAAAGCUAGCAGGAAGCUAGCUACAGUAUACUUAUUACUAACUGUAGUCAUUUCAAAGUGGUUUCCUAUAAAUUUUACUCCAGGAGGAGAAAACAGAUUCAAAGCAAGAUAAAACUGUCUUCAGGAGCUAAUUACUAGCAGGUUAUUUUAAUCAACUGUCAUAAAGAUGUUUGAUUUCUUCCACCUAUUAAAAUGAUUAAAUAGGGAAAGAUCAGUUCAUGGGAAAUCAUGACAAAUUGCAUGAGCAUGGCACACUUUUUUUUUCUUUUCUUCAUAUUUCUUCAAACCUAACGCCACCCCUGAAUUUUAUUUUCUAGCUAUACCACCAGUGUGUUACUGUAUUCAGGUCAGUAAGGUGUUGGACACACAUAAUUUGUGAGUUGUACUUCUUCCUUAACUUGUGAACUGAAUCCUUAACUUGUGAACUGAAAUAAUGAGGAGAUUCCACCCUAAAAGACAUUUAUUUCGAUUUGUUUCGAUUUUGCCUUAAAUUAGCCAUCAUGGUUUAAAUCUGUAUAUUACAAGCAAGCCUGAAUAGGUUUCUGCUUUGAAUGUGUGUUUUUUUUUUUUUUUGUUUGCUGUACUGUACAUUUACAGACCAUUUGUACCUUUGGGCUAUCAGGAACUCGUAGAAUUUUGCCUGUGUAUAUUUUAGAAAGUGUGCGAUGAUACAAUUCUGAACUAAAAACGUAAUCAUUUUUAAUUCGCUGAAUCGUCAUCUUCCGUAAAGUAUAUUUGCAUUCGUUUUUAUUUAAUCCUGCUUGAUAUACCAAGCUUCAGAUCGGUGGACAUGUCUGUACAAGUCCUCUAUGCUAGCCUUGUUUUGAGACACACUAGAUCUAGUGUCUUUGCUUUCAGCUCUGAACAGAAUGUUAAUAUGCAGUUCGCUGCCAUGGCCUCUGAAUGUCUGGCCAGGAAUUUUGGAGUGCUUUCAGAUCUGGCAGGUGUGAACACAAAUGAUGUCUUUUGCCCUUUUAGAGUUUCAAUUGUAAAAAAAAAAAAAAAAAAACAGCUAGUUCUAUCACUGCAGUGCCAAUCCAUCCUCACCUGCCUUGCAGUCUUAUACACACAUCUUACACUGCCCUUAAAAUGCUUCCAGUUCACAUGUUCAUGAUUUUCAGUAUUCUUUGUGCACCAGAGCCACUUCGAAGCUUUGUUAAUUCCACUGGACCUUUGAUUUGUGCCUUAAAAUUUAAAAGCUAUUUCAUAUGAACACACAUAUACACUAUACGUACAGUACGUUGACAUGAUCAUAUCAUCUGUGUACGCUUUUUACCGGCACGUAUUCGUUAGUGAGCUUUAAAUCCACAUCGCGGUACAGCUAUGAACCAUUUUAUCCAGCGUUUUUCAUUAUUGUACUUUCUACAAACUCACUUAAAAGUCAAAUAACAUUAAGUUCAUUAAUAUGUAGGUUUAUUAUAUUAUUAGCUUUGUGUUAUGGAAAUGAAACAUGAAUAUUUAUUUUACAUUCAAUUUGGUGAUUUGUACUCAUUAAAUAUAUCUGAUUAAAGACAUUAUGUCACCAUUAUGUUUGAACACCGUUAUGUUUGAUGUAUUUUAAACUGACAGUUCAUAAAGCUGGCAGACAGAACAAAAAUGGCGGCUGCGUUAAAACGAUUCUCGUGUAGAGUCUCAACUAGUUUAUUGCUGUUGCUUCAAGCUAUUGAAAAUCUAUUCACUUGGUUAACUGUAGAAACUAAUGGAAAAACACAUUGGAGCUUCAGAUUCAGGGUUAGAGCCGUGUUCAUCUUUCCCGCCUAUGAAGAAUUUCUAGAUAGAUUAAUCUAUCUACCUAAUAUAGAUUAAUGAGCGUGAUUUUUGGAGAACUGUGCAGUUAGAAAUUAUUAUAAAUUCCAUUUCUUACUUACAAAAGAAAUGGAAUUUAUGUGGCCUUUUUUUUUUUUUUUAAUAAGUAGGUGCAUAAUUAAACUGAGAGUUUUCAGAUUUCACCUUUCUUUAUCUGCCAUACUGAAUACGUUCAGAUGUAUGCGUUCGUUGUCAUGUAUUUUUAUUGGAAAUUAAAUGCAGUUAAUAAAAUUUAGGCCAUUUGUAUUCAAUGGGACUUGACCGUGCAAGCAUGAGACCCUUUCUUCAUUCUGUUGGGGCUUUUAUUUUUAUUGUAAUAAGUGAGAAACAGAUCCUUUUGAAGUCUUAAAUUAAAACUGUAUAUUUCUUUGACAUUUUCUUCUUAAUUAUUGGGUUUUCCUGCUUAUACCAGUGUCUAAUACAUGCUACACUUCUCUCCUCAACCCUGGAUUGUUCACCAGCUAGUUGAACCGUUAAACCAUUCGAAUUUUGUAUCCGAAAACAGAAGUGUAUUCCAGGAAGGUAAGAUUUUUGUGCAACUUCAGAAUAUAUGAAAUUUGUCAACUUGUACCUGACAUGGAUACUCUCCAGGAUGGCUGAGGUACGGGGAAUUGUUCAUUUUUUUUUAUUUUGGGGUUAAUAAAAAACGUGCAAUUUUUUUCCCAUGCAAACUCUUUCCAUCUCUGAAUAGAUGAUGAUGUGAAAACCAUUCUUUGUUUUGGAAUUCUUCCCUGAAUUCUCGUUCCCAUUUACACCCGAUAUAACUCGAGAUGUUUUUAUUCAAGUCUCCAUCAUGACUUGAUAUAGAGAAGAGAUAUUUCCCAUGGUUACUCGUUGUCUGAAUUAUCCAGUUCAUGGUCUGUUUGUGAUGGUAAAGCACGUUUUUUUGGUUUUUCGGAUCACCCAGAUGAGGAUGAGGUUCCCUUCUGAGUCUGGUUCCUCUCAAGGUUUCUUUCUCAUAUCAUCUCAGGGAGUUUUUCAUGCUAACGUCACCUCGGGGGGGGAAUUGUUCGAUUGUUAAAAACAUUGAACUUUAAAAUUUAUUUC
Messenger RNA from Tachysurus vachellii, 4138 nucleotides. It is a transcript of the gene cacng1a, whose product is annotated as calcium channel, voltage-dependent, gamma subunit 1a. The record is from RefSeq and is a predicted model, not a curated record. NCBI's taxonomy places the organism in Eukaryota, Metazoa, Chordata, Actinopteri, Siluriformes, Bagridae. Gene Ontology annotation, cellular component: membrane; L-type voltage-gated calcium channel complex. Gene Ontology annotation, molecular function: calcium channel regulator activity; voltage-gated calcium channel activity. The transcript has 4 exons. Bases 211 to 891 code for a protein of 226 amino acids. Gene Ontology annotation, biological process: regulation of calcium ion transmembrane transport via high voltage-gated calcium channel; calcium ion transmembrane transport.